This is a messenger RNA of Ambispora leptoticha, 345 nucleotides long. The record is from the annotation of a GenBank genome assembly. NCBI's taxonomy places the organism in Eukaryota, Fungi, Glomeromycota, Glomeromycetes, Archaeosporales, Ambisporaceae.
UUAGAGCAAGAAAGACUUGCUAAUCAGGCUAAACUUAUUGAAGAAGAAAAACAGAAAAAACUUGCGGCAAUAGCACUAGAAGAUAAAGAACAACGACAAAGAAUAGAAAAACAGGCUAAUGAGGAAAAAGCUCAAAGCCAAAAAAUAGAGUUAGAAAGACUUAUCAAAGAACGAGAAUUACAAACCAAAAUGGCUCAGGAAUUAAAUCGUUUAGCUGCCGAACAAACUAGAAUAUUGCGAGAAAACAAGAAUUCAGCAGAUCAGAUGAGAGCUUAUCCUUCCAGUGAAUCCCAAGCCGGAACUCAAAAUCCUACUCAAUCUUCCGGAGGCACUUUAAGAAGUUGA